Molecule: messenger RNA, 1629 nt
Organism: Exophiala spinifera
Lineage: Eukaryota; Fungi; Ascomycota; Eurotiomycetes; Chaetothyriales; Herpotrichiellaceae
Exons: 2
Coding region: 1-1629 (542 amino acids)
Source: RefSeq, a predicted model, not a curated record
AUGGCAUCGAAACCUCCAUUACCUCCUCGAACACCGUCUGCCUUAUCAUCUUCCAGUGCGCUGUCUGAGGAAGAUGCAGACACAGGUGCUCCUAGAGCAGGCUCUCAGUUCUUAUCGCCCGACUCCUCUCUGCUGAAGAACUCGUUGUAUCGUGGCGGCUUUCAUGACCCACGAGCCUCGUCGACUCAAUCACUCAGGCCUGCCGAGUCUGCUGGCAAGGGUCGACGCACCCUGCUCAUCGUCUACAUACAUGGCUUCCUGGGCGACGAGACCAGCUUCAAGAGCUUUCCGGCCCACAUCCAUGGUUCACUGACUGAGCGUCUUAGAGAUACGCAUGUCGUCUACACUAAGAUCUACCCUCGGUACAAGUCUAGGCGCAAUAUUUCCUUUGCGGCAAACGAUUUCAGCAAGUGGCUUGCUCCUCACGAGUCUGAUAACACGGAUGUCAUUCUCGUUGGUCACAGUCUGGGCGGUAUUCUUGCGGCCGAGGUCGUUCUGCUGCGCGCUGAUGCCACAAGCAGCGAAGAGCAGUCUAAGCACCGCAUCCUAGGACUUCUUGCUUUCGAUGUGCCUUACCUCGGUAUGCAUCCAGGGGUAGUCGGGACAGGAAUUGCCAGUAUAUUCCGAACCAGUCCGACCGCUGCAGAGGCAGCAGAAGAAUCUUUGCCGUUGCCAGAACCUGCGAACCCUGACCCAACUUACAAUCCCUCUUAUCCAAACGAUGUCCGCCUGGCUACCCGAAAGGGCAAACUCCAACGUGCUUGGUACUUCUGGAACAAGCAUGCGGGAGAGGUCACGAAAGCUGCUGGCAAAUAUGUGUCUUCUCACCUCGAGUUUGGAGGUUGUCUUGCAGACUAUGUAGGACUCAGAAAGCGUUAUAGGUCGAUAAGGGAGUUGGAAGAUGUGAACGAGCUCGCCACGCCCCCAGGCCCACAUGGCCAACAGAGGAGACGGGUAAGAUUCGUCAACUAUUAUACCUCAAGCACAGGACCGGUCAAGUCGAAGCCAGAGUCACGAACGACGGCCGAAAAUAUGCUGGAACCUCCGGGUGAAGUCUCGCAGCCUGCCGAUUCUGGUACCUCAUCGAGGAGGAGUUCAUCCCAGAACCUUCCUUUACCGUCUACCCCCAGCCCACGAAUAUCCUUAGAGGAACAUCGCGAUGGUGAGGUAGUCGCAAAAGACGUUCCCGAUCUGGGAAUCAAUCCACACAGUACCGUGGUCGAUGCACUCCCAUCUAUGGGUCACCUGGAGUCAUUGCCGUCCUCGAGCGGACAUGCCUCGAUCCAAGAUACUGACCAACGAGCUGUAUGUGACGUGGGUGGAAAAGGGCUAUCGACAGCGGAUGACGAUGCUGCCUCAGCUGCGAAGGACAAGGCUCCUGGAAAUCAGAAAGAGAGGAGGUUUUGUGUGAUUCCUUCUAGGAAUUCAGACGGCAGAACCGAUUCGACCUGGAUCAAGGUACAAAUGGAUGGCAUUGAUGAGGUUCAGGCACAUACCUCGAUGUUCACGAUGGGAGCCACAUAUAUCGCGAUGGUGGAAGAUACUGUGAGGAGGAUCGAGGACUGGGUUCAGGAAGAUGCGUCCAGACGAAUGAUCCUCGCCGAGAGAGACAGCCCGACAUGGGAAUAG